AUGGCUUCGAUUCAUCACGCGGCGAGUUCAGGAUCUGACGGAACGAUCGACGAGAGGAAAAGGAAGAGGAUGAUUUCGAAUCGCGAAUCCGCGAGACGAUCGCGGAUGAGGAAGCAGAAGCAGUUGGAGGAUCUAAGCGAUGAAGCGAACAAGUUACAAACCGAGAACAAGAAACUUGCGGAGGAUAUAAAAACUAAAGAAGAAGCGUGCAUUGAAACCGAAGCCGCUAACGGCGUCCUCAGAGCUCGGACUACGGAGUUAACAGAACGGUUGCGAUUUCUUAACUCGAUUCUUGAAAUCGCUGAAGAAGUUAGUGGAUUAUCGGUUGAGAUCCCGGAGAUUCCGGAUCCGCUGCUUAAGCCGUGGCAAAUUCCUCAUCCGAUUCAACGGAUUAUGGCGUCUGCAGAUGUGUUCUUGCAUUGA
Molecule: messenger RNA, 423 nt
Organism: Lathyrus sativus (Indian pea)
Lineage: Eukaryota; Viridiplantae; Streptophyta; Magnoliopsida; Fabales; Fabaceae
Source: the annotation of a GenBank genome assembly